Drosophila guanche is the source of this 499-nucleotide messenger RNA. RefSeq lists its product as uncharacterized. NCBI's taxonomy places the organism in Eukaryota, Metazoa, Arthropoda, Insecta, Diptera, Drosophilidae. The coding region runs from base 62 to 433 and encodes 123 amino acids. The transcript is spliced from 3 exons. The record is from RefSeq and is a predicted model, not a curated record.
UAUAGUUGGGGGCUCGCGUCCGAUGGCUUAGUAUCGCUUGGUAACUUCAGCGCGCAUCAACAUGGCCUCAGCGAAACUGCUACUUCUCACUGCCUUGGUGGCCAUUAUGGCAGCCAGCUGCUCUGGCGGUCUGUUGGACUAUGUUUACCCAACGAUCAUCACAGAGUUCUACAAUCAAGUGCCCACCAAAGAGGGUUACCGCUUCAACCUGGAGGAGCCCAAUGGCAGCAAGCGGGAGGAGAUCGGUGUCAUUAUGAAUCCUGGCACGGACAAGGAGGAGCUCGUUGUCAUGGGUUCUUACUCCGUCUACGAUGAGAAGACUGACACCGAGACUGUGACCAUGUACACGGCCGAUAAGGAUGGUUACAAAUCCCGCUAUCAGCUGAAGAAUCGCAAGCUGAGCCCCGGCGCUUUGAAGUCCGCUGCUGGAUAAACAAUUUGUUCAGUGUCUUGCAAUAAUUCGUAGAUAAAACUAAAAUAAAAAUACCUCAAAAUAAUA